ACUCUUCACCGCCCGAGCACAUUCCUCCUCGGCUGUGUAAACAGCAGCUUGCAGACACCGCUUGGCGUCGCGACGGCAUGCUGCUGUAGUUUUCACUUUCAUUGCGACGCCGACGGUUGCCGGGUGCAGACAUCUGUUUUUCCUGUUCCGAUCCUGGCGCUGGGACAGCCACUGGAAAUUCGCGCGCCUUCCGAGUAUCCUGCAAUGUGCUUCAUCGAGCCAAUUAUUACUGAAACACAAUCAAAAUUGCAAAUUGCAAGGUGAGGUGUGUUUGUAAUGUGUAAUGACACCCAAUGAGCGUUAAAAAUAAGAGGAAUAUAAAAAUGGCUCAGGUGUACAGUGAAGUAAAUUUAUCAUGUUUAAAACGCCAUGAAGUGCUGCAUUGAAGAGAGAUAAAAUUGCCCACACAGUGUCUAAUAUUUACCGAGCGUUGUAGACAGCAGUACAUGAUCCGCACUAAACAAUAGGGCUCAGGGUGAAGAGUGUGCAUGCCGCUUGAGGUAAACAAAUUGCGAGAGAUAUUUCAGCUUUUUGUUUCAAGUGCCACAGCAUACCGAGGAAGUGAAACAAGAAAAAAUGUAAUACGCUCCUGGAAGCAGGCCUGCAGCUCAUAAGAUCCGAUUCUUAUUCUUCCCUCGGGAUUAAAGUUUUGUUCUGCCCAUUGUGGAUGGCAAAAAAGGGAUUGUUUAGAUCACUAGGCUGAUUAACUGUCUAGCUUAUCAAGGAGGGUACAAGUCUCAGCAUGAGCAGCCAAAAAGCCUCAAUCAGACGUGAAACGUGCUAAAUUACCGUGAGUCAUCCUGUGUUAGUCAGAACUACGCGACCGCUCGGGCUGUCAGCCCCUGCUUCAGCAAGUUCCCAUUCAAUGGAAUCCAAUUCAAUUAAUUGUACGACCGACAUCAGCUCGAGCCACAAUUGGACCUGCUUUGUUGUGCACUAUGAGACGGAACCGGCAUUCCCCGAUUCGAUGGGGCCGUUGCCCGUCGUCAAUCUUAGCAGCGCUUUCCAGCCGGACGAACUGGAGCUUGACACGAACCGGAAGGACUACCCGAUGCUGGCCUUCGAUCCGGCCUAUCAGCUGCGGUAUGGGAUGCUAGGAACAAUACUGCUGAGUGUUGCUUACUCGCUGAUUUUCAUCGUCGGGCUGCUGGGAAACAUCUCGGUGGUGAUUGUGGUGAAGAAAAGUACCAUGAUGCGCUCUCCUACGAAUCGUUUCAUCGUCAAUCUGGCGUACGCUGAUUUAUUAGUCAAUUUUAUCUGUCUCCCGUUCACCCUGAUAGGCAACCUAUAUCCGGCCUGGAUCCUCGGCGUGUUUUUCUGCAAAACCGUUUCCUAUCUGCAGGGCGUCUCGGUUUCCGCUUCGGUCAACACGCUGAUGGCCAUCUCAAUCGAGCGCUGCGUGGCCAUUUCGUUUCCUAUCUCGGGAACCAUUACCACCAGGCAGUACCGAGUGAUCGUUUCAAUUAUCUGGACAUUCGCACUGGGCAUAAAUCUUCCGUGGCUGUUUGUGUUCACGCUGAAACCGAUCGGAAUACCCGGCAGUCUGGCACAGAUUUGCACCGAACUGUGGCCUUCACCGGCAUCCGAAAGUUGGUACUUUCUGUUCGCCAACCUAAUUCUGUGCUAUCUCGGUCCCCUGCUAGUGAUAUCAAUAUGCUAUGUUAUCAUUUGGAAGAAUGUUGCCUACCGGAAGCUCCCACGGGAUCUGAUAAUCAGCAGGAAAAACGAGGUCUUUAACCAGAGCAAAGUGAAGGUUAUCAAAAUGGUUUUCGUGGUUAUCAUAACGUUCACACUGUCAUGGUUACCGCUGUACACAAUAUUCUGCUUCGUUAAAUUCGCCGGAGACUUGAUAUACGACGAUUCAGUACAAACAUUCAUCUUCGGCAUCCUACCGGUAGCGCAGUGGCUCGGAGCGGCCAACUCGUGCAUCAAUCCCAUUUUGUACGCGUUUAUGAAUCGCAAAUUUCGGGCCGGAUUUCGGCACCUCUUCCGGUCGUGUUGCUCCAACGAAGACGUCGAGUGGGACCUGCCGACCACCGUUAUUCGGCAUGACGAGUCGAGGGAUCACGUGUUGCGUCGGAUACGGUCGGAAAAGCAUUUUCCGCGGAAUGGCAACAGCAACGGUUUCGGACCAAACGGUCACCGGCAACCCCUGCGGCACACACAAUCCACGCGGAUCAUUCAGUCGCGGCGUGGAGUUUGAGCUCUUACUCUAUCCCGUUUAGAUUUAUCGAUUUUCUCGUUAGGUGUGCAAAAAGUUCAGAGGUUAUCAGUUUUCGAAACCCGUAUAAAAGUUCGCGUUUUAAACUAAGAAGUAAUGUUUUGAGGUAAUACAAAAAACCGAAAAAUGCGUACAAAGUACAAACAAUAAAACAGAAUGCAAAAUAUAUUCGUACGUUUGAUAUCUCAGCGAGCAGAAACAUUUGCCAUCGAAGUAGUUAAAACACUUAUCGAUAAUAAUUGAAUCUAUUUUCCUAUCGUAUUUUUGUGAUAUUUAGCUAAAAGUGGAAACUAUUUAUUGUGAUUCCGGUCGAAAGCAAAUAGAACUUGUAAAGU
Wyeomyia smithii (pitcher-plant mosquito) is the source of this 2556-nucleotide messenger RNA. Its product is annotated as neuropeptide SIFamide receptor-like. Gene Ontology annotation, biological process: G protein-coupled receptor signaling pathway. The coding region runs from base 866 to 2203 and encodes 445 amino acids. The record is from RefSeq and is a predicted model, not a curated record. NCBI's taxonomy places the organism in Eukaryota, Metazoa, Arthropoda, Insecta, Diptera, Culicidae. Gene Ontology annotation, cellular component: membrane. The transcript has 9 exons. Gene Ontology annotation, molecular function: neuropeptide Y receptor activity; peptide binding.